Metarhizium brunneum ARSEF 3297 is the source of this 1434-nucleotide messenger RNA. Its product is annotated as FAD-linked oxidoreductase sorD. NCBI's taxonomy places the organism in Eukaryota, Fungi, Ascomycota, Sordariomycetes, Hypocreales, Clavicipitaceae. The record is from RefSeq and is a predicted model, not a curated record. Gene Ontology annotation, molecular function: oxidoreductase activity; FAD binding.
AUGGGCAAUGGGCACAGCACUCCCUUGCAGCAAUGUUUGAACACAAUCUGCCACGGCCGCAGUGGCUGCGUCGGAUACCCCAGCGACCCCUUCUACCAGCUGUCAUGGGUGAAGCCCUACAACCUGGCUAUUAAAGUCACGCCGGUGGCCGUUAUUCGGCCCAACACGGCCGACGAGGUCGCCGAGGCCGUCAAGUGUGCUGUGCAGAGCCAAGUCCACGUCCAAGCCAAGUCGGGUGGACAUUCGUACGGCAACUACGGCCUCGGGGGCCAAGACGGCUCCCUCAUGAUCGACAUGGCCAACUUUAAACACUUCACCAUGGACACGACGACCUGGCAGGCCACCUUUGGCGCGGGCUACAGGCUCGGCGAGCUCGACCACCAGCUGCAUAAACACGGCGGCCGCGCCAUGGCCCACGGCACAUGCCCGGGCGUCGGCGCCGGCGGACACGCCACCAUUGGAGGCAUCGGCCCGUCGUCCCGGAUGUGGGGGACGGCGCUCGACCACGUCCUCUCGGUGCAGGUCGUCACGGCCGACGGGCACGUCCGCACGGCCAGCCGCGACGAAAACGCCGACCUGUUCUGGGCGCUGCGCGGCGCCGGCGCCAGCUUCGGCAUCGUCACGCACUUCACCGUCCGCACGCAGCCCGCGCCCGGCCACGUCGUCGAGUACACGUACGAGUUCCGCUUCGGCAGCCAGCACGAGAUGGCCCCCGUCUACUCGGCCUGGCAGGCGGUCGCCAACGACCCCGACCUCGACCGCCGCUUCUCCACGCUCUUCAUCGCGCAGCCCCUGGGCGCCGUCGUCACGGGCACCUUCUUCGGCACCCGGCGCGAGUACGAGGCCUCGGGCAUCCACGGCCGCAUGCCGGCUGGCGGCGCCGCCGCCCUCCGCCUCACCGACUGGCUCGGCUCCCUGGGCCACAUGGCGGAAAAGGCGGCCCUCGCGCUGAGCGACCUCCCGACUCAGUUCUACGGCAAGUCGCUCGCCCUGCGGCGCGAGGACGCGCUGUCCCCGGACGCCGUCGCGCGCCUGUUCAACUACACCGGCGCCGCGGACCCGGGGACCCCCUUCUGGACGGUCAUCUUCGACUCCGAGGGCGGCGCGAUCAACGACGUGCCCGCCGGCGAGACGGCGUACCCGCACCGCGAUAAGCUCUUCAUGUAUCAGUCGUAUGUGAUUGGGCUGCCGCUGAGCGAGAAGAGCCGGAGGUUUGCAGAGGGCAUCCACGACAUUAUUCAGAGGGGCGCGCCGGGCGCGAAUACCCGGUAUGCAGGGUACGUGGACCGCGAGCUGGGCCGCGCCGAGGCCCAGCGGGCGUAUUGGGGGGACAAGCUGCCGAGGUUGGGGGAGAUCAAGGCGCGCUGGGAUCCGGGCGAUGUCUUUCACAACCCGCAGAGUGUUGCGCCUGCCGACGGGGUCGGAGGGGGCUGA